ACAGCUUUCCCACUACAGACGUAAGGAUAAAUGGUCUAUAAUUACCUGGACUAUCCCUACUACCUUUUUUGAACAAGGAGACAACAUUCACCUCCCUCCAAUCCUCCAGUACCAUUCCCGUGGACAAUAAGGACUUUACUUCACCAACCAAGAUGCCAACUAGGUUUAGGAAAACCAGGAAGCUGCGAGGGCACGUUAGCCACGGUCAUGGCCGUAUUGGCAAACACAAAAAGCAUUCUAGAGGCCGAGGCAAUGCUGGUGGGAUGUAUCACCACAGAAUCAACUUCAAUAAAUAUCACCCCGGUUACUUUGGGAAAGCUGGUAUGAGACAUUAUCAUUUAAAGAAAAACCAGUUAUUCUGUCCUACCAUAAAUCUGGAUAAGUUGUGGACACUGGUCAGUGAACAAACCAGAUUAAACUAUGCUAAGAAGCCUGAAGGACCAGCACUUGUUACUGAUGUUGUACAUGCAGGUUACUAUGAAGUUUUGGGCAAAGGAAGACUUCCAAAACAGCCAAUCAUUGUCAAGGCUAAGUUCUUCAGCAAAAAAGCUGAAGAGAAAAUCAAAGAAGUUGGAGGAGCUUGUGUAUUAAUGGCAUAAACUUCAACUGGAUGCAAGAAUUAAAAAAGUAUGCCCACAGGAAAAAGAAUCUCAGGGUUGUACGUGGUGACAUGCAUGUACUCUUGAUAUUAAAUUUUACUUUGAACUUUUGAACUUUGAGAUGAGAAAGAUUAACACACAACAUAAAGUUCAACAGUACUUUGUUUUCUCUUCAUUGACUUCUAAUUAAUGUGCAUGAUUUAAGUGGAGGAUUAUAUGGUUUUGCAAAGUAAUUACAACAAAAUCCAGUGAUAGUUGAGUGCAGUUUCGAAUUUUGUGCACAAAAGUUACAACACAGUCCAUUCAGUCCAAUACACACUGGUGUUUACUUCCUAAUCAACUACUUGCUCACAGACAAAAUACCUACCUUAAAGCAAGACAACAGUGAAAAGCCAAAGCCUUAAAGAGAAAUAGGAAAUCAAACUGACAAACUGCACAACUUAACAGCACUGUUAAAAGUAAACCCUUCACCAGCAUUCCAAUGAUCAGUGGGACAAUACUCCCCAUAUCCUUCCUCACGCUCCCCCCACUCUACACAAGUCUGAAACAUCGACAGAUAAUCUGACAACGUAGAGAAAGCAAAGGAGUGGUACUGGGUAUCAGUCAACAUACUCACUUAACCUGAAUCAUGACUUUAAACAAGUCAAGAUACAGCAACGCAAACGCUUUGAGGGUGGGGAUUAAAGAAGCUUGCAAGAUUCUCAAGAUAGUUACAGAGGGAAAAUGGAAAAACUAUUGCUGUUUCUAUGGCUAUGACUACAACCAGCAGAGAAAAUCAUUGGCACUCAAUCACUGUUUUUGUACUAAAUGCAAAAUCUGACAACAGAUUGGAAUAAAAAUUUGAACAUAAAUGCAAAUUAAUUUCUUUAUGUAAACUGCAAACACAUGGAAAAAAAUCUUUCAUGCACCUGAUAAACUUUUGACUG
Molecule: messenger RNA, 1525 nt
Organism: Hypanus sabinus (Atlantic stingray)
Lineage: Eukaryota; Metazoa; Chordata; Chondrichthyes; Myliobatiformes; Dasyatidae
Product: large ribosomal subunit protein uL15-like
Exons: 1
Coding region: 153-599 (148 amino acids)
Biological process (GO): translation
Cellular component (GO): cytosolic large ribosomal subunit
Molecular function (GO): structural constituent of ribosome
Source: RefSeq, a predicted model, not a curated record